AUGUCAUCACCGAAAGUCACCAUUUCGACCGAAAUACAGGCAAAAGCCAAGCAAGCACUUCGAGACCUAGGUUACCAGCGACCAGAACUUGGCUACUCUCCGAUUCAGGCCAAGCAAAAGAUCUGCUUCCGAGGUGACUGGGAGAAGGGCAUCUUCCAUUGGGUGGUCGCAGUCGGCGAAGACCGAACAUGGUAUGACAGACAGUCAAAUAUCAUCGAUGAAGAUCUUUAUGAUCCGAACGACGAACAUAUCAGAGCUAAGAAGAAGCCUCACUAUCUCUAUGCUGUCUCGCAACACCCUUCGAAUUCCACGGCCGGUUUCAAGAUAGUGGAAGAGAAGUUCUUCACCAAGGUCCCGAAAUGGGCUGUUGGAGAUGUCUUCAAGAUGCAGGUCAAGCGAGUAGACUUCUACGCCAGUGGGUUCGAUGAUGCUGUAUGGGUCAAGAUAGAUGGUCUCCGGCUUGGACACGAACAUUGGAGUGGGUGGGAGUAUCAUUUCGAGAAUGCACCAGCAGAUCGUUGGUUGGGAGAGAGUGAUUUGAGGUACGAACUGGACUGCGAAGGACCCGGCGGUCAAAAUUCGAAAAGAUGGCCGACCGGAGACAGUGAUGGAGAGCUACGAGGCGCCACGAGUGAUUCAGGAGGUAGUCUUUGA
Messenger RNA from Cyphellophora attinorum, 654 nucleotides. RefSeq lists its product as uncharacterized. The record is from RefSeq and is a predicted model, not a curated record. The coding region runs from base 1 to 654 and encodes 217 amino acids. NCBI's taxonomy places the organism in Eukaryota, Fungi, Ascomycota, Eurotiomycetes, Chaetothyriales, Cyphellophoraceae. The transcript has a single exon.